Messenger RNA from Eimeria tenella, 252 nucleotides. RefSeq names its product calmodulin, putative. The record is from RefSeq and is a predicted model, not a curated record. NCBI's taxonomy places the organism in Eukaryota, Apicomplexa, Conoidasida, Eucoccidiorida, Eimeriidae. The coding region runs from base 1 to 252 and encodes 83 amino acids. Gene Ontology annotation, molecular function: calcium ion binding. The transcript has 3 exons.
AUGGCAGACGAGACGGAGAACAUCUUUAAAGUGUUUGACAAGGACUUCGACGGAAAGCUGAAGGCCCUGGAGAUGCACCAGGCGCUGGGAGCCGCAGGCCUCUGUCCCUCCAUAGAAGCGGUGCAGCUAGCUGUGAAGGAGGCAGGGGAGGCCGGCGGGGACAUUGAGGUCUUCCGGCGGCUGCUGCAGCAGUUCCAGAGCAGCAAGCCAACAGCAGAAACCCUCAAGCAGCAAUUCAAGGUGCCCAGCUAG